Messenger RNA from Boleophthalmus pectinirostris (great blue-spotted mudskipper), 1809 nucleotides. RefSeq lists its product as uncharacterized. The coding region runs from base 196 to 1503 and encodes 435 amino acids. The record is from RefSeq and is a predicted model, not a curated record. The transcript has 5 exons. Gene Ontology annotation, molecular function: DNA-binding transcription factor activity; RNA polymerase II cis-regulatory region sequence-specific DNA binding. Gene Ontology annotation, biological process: regulation of transcription by RNA polymerase II. NCBI's taxonomy places the organism in Eukaryota, Metazoa, Chordata, Actinopteri, Gobiiformes, Gobiidae.
AGCGGACAGGCGGGUGGAGGAGGAGCGGACAGGCGGGUGGAGGAGGAGCGGACAGGCCGGUGGACGUGGCGGCUCCGGCGGACUACAGCAGCGGGCAGAGGCGCCAUGAACCGGAGGAACGGCAGGCUCCGGUGCUGACCUCAGGCUGUUGGAUUGACCUUUGACCUACAGGCUCCGCCCCCUCACAGUUUCCCGAUGGCCGACCUGGACUCAGACCUGUUGUCCGGGGCCCCUCCCCUGGACGCCCUGCUGACCUCGGACCCGUCGCCCACGCUGAGCUCGCUGGCGCUGCUCUCAUGCGUGAAGUCGGAGCCGGAGGAGCUGGACCUGGACUCGACCGUGGACCUGGACUCGACUGUGGACCUGUCGUCCAUCCAGCCCCUGUCCACGGCGGAGCUGGCCCACGAGCAGAUCCGGAUGGAGAUCAGCGGUUUGGACUACAUCAAGUCCGAGCACCACGAGUUCAAGUCCCACUACGAGACCGGCUCCGUGUACGACUACAUCUCCCAGGUGUCGGACUCUCUGGACUACCUGAAGGCGGAGCAGGUGGACCUGCAGUGUUACUACGCGGAGCUCAGGUCGGAUUAUUCGGAGCCGAGUCUGGAGUCGAUCCACAUGGCGGAGCUCAGGUCGGAGCUGCACAAGCUCCGCCCCGACGCGCUUCUGCUGGACGGACUGAAGGUGGAGCCGGAGUGCAGCGCCGAGCCCGGACUCUACGAACUACAGCCCCCGAACAAGAGCCAGGGAGAGAGCAGCCGCGCCACCAAGAGCGCCACCGUCAGGAAACCGCGCAACAUGCAGGGGGAGAAGCCGUUCUCCUGCACUCAGUGCGGUAAGAACUUCAGCACGUUGGGGAACCUGAAGACUCACCAGAGGAUCCACUCGGGCGAGCGUCCGUACUGCUGCUCUCAGUGCGGGAAAAGCUUCGGUCAAGCAGGAAACCUGAAACGGCACCAGCUGAUCCACACGGGGCAGAAGCCGUACGUCUGCGCCCACUGCCCCAAAGGCUUCACCAAAGCCGACGACCUGCGCUCGCACCAGCGCCUGCACACGGGAGAGAGACCCUUCCUCUGCUCCACCUGCGGGAAGAGCUUCGGUCAGUCCAAGGAGCUGAAGGCCCAUCAGCUGAGCCACACGGGCGAGCGCCCCUUCUGCUGCGCCCACUGCGGCAAGUCCUUCACCAAGGAGACCAGCUACCGGAACCACGUGCACAUCCACACGGGCGAGCGGCCGUACGCCUGCUCGCAGUGCGGCAAGAGCUUCAGCAACGCCGCCGUGCUCAAGACCCACGAGAAGAUCCACUCCGGCGAGCGCCCCUUCGGCUGCACCCAGUGCGGCAAGAGCUUCGGGCGCCUGGGCCACCUCAAAGCCCACCAGCAGAUCCACACGGGCGAGCGGCCGUACGCCUGCCCGCAGUGCGGCAAGACUUUCAGCCAGAGCGGGCACCUGCGCGCCCACGAGCAGAUCCACAAGAGGAGCACGGCGGGCGGCGACAGCAGCUAGACUCUCCACCUGUAACCCUCCUUUAGUAUACGGACACAAGCCGCCACUCACGGGGCGGGGCCAGAGGGCGGGGCCAGAGGGCAGGGGGCGGGGCCAGAGGGCAGGGGGCAGGGGGCAGAGGUCAGGGGUCAAACUAAACCAGCAUAAACUGAACCCACUUCAGGACAAACAGGGUCUUUGUUUCAGUGUUUACAGUUUUACCGUCGAAACGGUGACGCCUCAAAAAACAGCUUUAACCAGGACGCACACUUACCUCAGAGCACCUGCAGGGGGCGCCACACACACACACACACACACAGACACACA